This is a messenger RNA of Macadamia integrifolia, 4232 nucleotides long. Its product is annotated as disease resistance protein RGA2-like. Gene Ontology annotation, biological process: defense response to fungus. The record is from RefSeq and is a predicted model, not a curated record. The coding region runs from base 1227 to 1991 and encodes 254 amino acids. The transcript is spliced from 2 exons. Lineage: Eukaryota; Viridiplantae; Streptophyta; Magnoliopsida; Proteales; Proteaceae.
CUGUAGAUAUGGAAUAUUACACGUGUCAGCUGUUUAGGAUGAAAUUGUAUAGAAUUAUAUUAGAUGAGAAUUUCAGACGAUUUUUACCCGAGUACGUGACCUCUGUGACAAUCCUUUCAAAGCACUCCCUAAUUCUAUUUGUAGAUUAUAUAUAUACUCUGCAAGAAUUUAAUCAAUGGCCCUCAGAUAUGACCAAAAUGGUUAGCCUUAGACAUCUUGAGUUGGGUUGGUGGUCAAAUAUAGAUUACAUGCCACGUGGGUUGGGGCAGUUGGCUUCUCUUCAGACUUUGGGAUAUUUCAUUGUGGGCGAUGGCGAUGGCGAUGGCGAUGGCGAUGGCGACAGGGACCCCUGAAUGACGACGAUAGAAGAAGAAAAUGUAGGAAUGAAAAAGGGCGAUUGUUAACAAAUGAAAAGGAAAUAGAAAUGCGUGGGAUUGGGGAGUUGCAUGGCCUAAACCAGCUUCGGGGGAAAUGUGAGAGAUGCCAGAGAUGCCGAGGAAGCAAAGUUGAAGACCAAGUUGGAGUGUUGGCCAAUAUCUUAAGGAGUUAAAAGAGUAUUUGGAGAUAUGAAGGCGUCACUAUGCCUCUUAGGGUGAUACAAUCUUCUUCCCUGCUCCCAAAUCUAGUGCAACUUAAAAUAUCUUCUUUUUCUAAUCUCAAAUGUUUGCCACUGAUUGGUGAAUUCCCUUGCCUUAAGCGUCUCUAUCUAUGGGAAUUAAAAGCCCUGGAAUUCAUAUGCAAUAAAGUGGUGGUGGGGAAGGGGCACAAUAACAGCAGGGGUGGAGGAGGAGGAGCAGAAGAAGGAUCCAAACCAUUAUGGUACUAUUUCCAUCACUAGAAGAACUUGAGCUCCACUCUGUAGCAAAUCUGGAGAGGUGGACAAUCUCAGUAGAAGCAACGUCAACAAUGACGGGAUUAACAGAUGAGGAGGAAGAAGAAAAAGAAUCGAUAGCAGAAGAAGCACAAAAUAAUAGUCUUUUCCAUUUGUUGCUUUCGAUGUUUCCACGUCUCACCAGAUUGGAUUUAAAACAUUGCCAUGAGCUAACAACAAUGCCAAUGCUUUCGGUGCGGGGAAUACAACAUCUAACCUCUCUUCGAUAGUUAACCAUCCAAGUCUGGUGAGAUUGCCGGAUCGCUUCUUUGAGCAUCUCAAGUUACUUUCUCAGUGUACAAUUUCAGAUUGUCAGAAGUUGGCAUCUUUACCGGAAGGGAUUCGAAACCUCAUUAUGUUGAAACGACUACAAAUUGAUCAAUGUCAAGGUCUGAAGAUAUUACCAGAGGGCUUGGGAAGUCUCUCAUCUCUUGAAGAGCUUGAGAUUCAGAAUUGCUCGAAUUUAUUAUCUCUACCAGAAGGUAUUCGGUGCCUCACUGCACUAAAAAUCCUGAGAAUUUCAAAAAUUUCAGAUCAAAAGAUGUUACCAGAGGGACUGGGUAGUCUCUCGUCGCUUGAAGAGCUCCAGAUUGGGGAUUGCUCUAAUUUGUCGUCUCUGCCAGAGGGGAUUCAACGCCUCACUGCACUAAAAACGCUGGAAAUUUCGGAAUGCCCAAGUCUGAAGACGUUACCGGAGGGCUUGGGAAGCCUCUCAUCUCUUGAAGAGCUCCGGAUUGGGGAUUGCUCUAAUUUGUCGUCUCUACCAGAGGGGAUUCGACGCCUCACUGCACUAAAAACGCUGGAAAUUUCGGAAUGCCCAAGUCUGAAGACGUUACCGGAGGGCUUAGGAAGCCUCUCAUCUCUUGAAGAGCUCCGGAUUGGGGAUUGCUCUAAUUUGUCGUUUCUACCAGAGGGGAUUCGAAGCCUCACUGCACUAAAAAUGCUGAAAAUUUCGGAAUGCCCAAGUCUGAAGACAUUACCUAAGGGCUUGGGAAGCCUCUCAUGGAUUCGAAAGCUUGAGAUUUGGCAUUGCUCUAAUUUAUCAUCUCUGCCAAAAAGAAUUCAGCACCUUGCAUCUCUUGGUGUACUUGAAAUUUCAGAUUGUCCGAAUCUGUCUUAGGAGAUUCCUAAGGUCUCCUCAAUGAAGAUUGUAGCAUCUACCACCGAAUCUUCAAGUCAACUGAGCCACUCCUGGGGUUCAAGCCUCCUUAUUUCAAGAAUAAAUAUACCAAACGAAUGUGGAAAAAAAAUUUCCCCUCUCAUCUUCUUCAGGUCCAGUUGUCCUCUCUCUCUCUCUCUCCCUCCCCCAACCACCUCUUCUUUUUUCACAAGUUCUAGUUUGGGGAAAUAAUUGCUUCUUGAACUUCUUUGCCUUAUGCUUCUGACUUCCAGAAGAGAAAUGUGCAAGGAACCAGAAUUAUUGGAACAAGUCCAUUACUUGUGAUGCAUUUUCCUAUUUCCAUCCUAACAUUAGGAAAAUUUAAAGGAGGUAGGUAAGAUUUUUUUCCCCCCAUUUUAAAUGUAGAAAUGAAGAUUAUGGUUUGUGUAUGAAUAUUCUACAAAAAUGUUCUUUUGUGACUUGAUUAUUGUAAGAGUGUCCUUUUCUAUUUUUCUUACAAGUCCUACUGACCAUUUUGUUUUAAAAUUUCUAAUUUUACUUUGUUUAUCCUUAUGAAGUUGUUCCUACUGUCAUCUAUUACCUUAUUUGCUUUGAGAGGAAUUUGGGAGUUGUGGCAGAGGCAUGCACCACAUCCCAGCCAUCGUAUUCUAAACCUUUUGCAUUCACCCAUCCACACACAGUCUUCUAUAUAAUGUUCACUGUGAUAUUUAGUUAACCUUUUUUUUCAUACAUUGCAAGUCAUUACAACCCCAAUCUGCUCUAGCAUGUCUGUAGUCCUAGACCCAAGUUAUUUCUUAAAUUGAUUCGCACUGAAAAUCAAGGGACAAAUCUGAUCUCCAGUUACAAUUAUUAUUGAAAUUCAUGAAUUUCAUAAUCCAUAUCAUCUGAUGAUGAAAUUUAUUUUACAGUGAAAUUUAUUUUACAGUGGUACUGUAGUUUAAUAAAGUUUCACACACUAGUUAAUCUUCCAAAUCAAUGUUCAUUUAAUCCAGUUAAAAAUGGAGAUGAUGAUGUCUAAUGAGAAAUCAAUCUGACUAGAUUCUAAUGACAGGCGACAUAACAAGGACACUUGCAAAUGUGUCAUCAAUAUUCUGAAUCCUGGCCCAACCCUACUGGAUCAUCAGUUCAAGCUUAACCAGUUGACAAAACUACCAAACCUGUUGAGAAUCCGCUUGGUCUAAGUGGGUGAACAAGGAUAAAUAUUUCAGGAAGGGCAAGUGAUCAGGAGCUGUUCCAUGUACCACGAAGGCCCUUGUGAGGGGAUUUGUUUGCAAUAGAAGCUGAUGGGAAAGAAGAUAGUUCAGCGCACAAGCAGAAUCCACUGAGCUUUCUCACCUAGUUACCUGUAAAUUUCUCUUCUUUGAGUAGCGAGAUGAUCAGAAGCCCUGGUACAGAGGUGCUGGUUGCAAAUCCUACAGAAAGCUAUUUGCAUGACUAUAUAUUUGUGUUCAUUUAGGUUGGUUGAUGAUACUUACUGCUUAGUUUCAGAACAGUAAUUGAUUUAGGUUGUUACAAAUUCAGGUGUGGGGCAGAAAUCACAUAUCUCUGCAAUUUUUAUGUCUCUAUAGUUAAUAUACUUGUUUUCUCACAUUGUGACCAGACCAUAGUUUCACUUUCCUAUCUACUGACUGAUGAUCAUAUAUGUGUAGGUUUGACAUAAUAUUGACAUGGAAAUCAGAAGGCAGUGUUCAUUUCCCUUCUUGACAGAUAGCUAUGGCACCUAGGGAAGAGCGAGGGCAAGCUGUGGCAGCAACUUCAUGCCUCUUGUUAAGUUUUCUCGAAUUCUUAACCCCUUUUGAAGAAUGACCUGCUCAGACAUAUUUUGAUGGCAACCCGAAUGAGAUUUUUUUUUUCUGAGAUCUGUGAUGGAAGUAACUUCAGGCCUCUUGUUAAGUACGGUUCAACACGUUCGGCCGUGACCCGAUGGAUCAACCCGUGACUUGGAGGAGUAUCUAAUGUACUAUUGUCUUGUUGAGCAUGCAGUUGUAAUUUUGGGGUUUUUCGAGUUAGGGUUUCAGAGCGAGUUUUCUCACUGUUGUUUGGUUGUAAUCUCUCUUCUACAUAGUGAAAGAUGUUCUUCUUCACCCGAAGACGUAGCACACCACAUCGGUGUAUGAACCUCGUUAAAUAUUUGUGUGUUGUGCGGAUUUGUGUUUGUUAAUUUUCGUAUCUGUUGGUGUUGAUAUAACACCUCUUUAUCUUGACUCAAAUUGAUGAUAAAAUGAUUUCCAAGAUUGAACA